UUAGUAAACGAUCAGCAACGACAAAGUUAAGAUUUCAUAAUAAGAAACUUUCAAGCAGUGAAGAAAAAUUAAACGGUGCACUAUUUCAUUUAACUGAAACAAUUAAGUAAAGUUGCUUUAAGAUUAACCUCAUUAUGAAGAAAAUCAUCUUGAUAGCAUUAUUAAUAAGCGUAGCAGUGUCCGCAAGUACUGAAACCGGCAGCAAUAAUGCUAAUAAACAUGAGCAUGCUAACGAUAAACAUUUGAAAGCUGCUCAAGAAGGUCAUAAAAAGCAUAACGGACAAGAAUUGAUGCCUGAUGAAACUCCAGAAAAUAAUGACCAGGCUGAGAAGCCAAUACCAGCCGUGACUAAUAAUAAUUCUCUCACUAAUGGUAAACGAGGUCGCAGGCAACGUAUCAAUCAUCAGCAUGGUAAAGGUAAACGUAUUAACAACGGUAAUAACGGCAGUGCACACAUUCACACACAAUCGGACUCAAAUGCUAAUAAAAGCGCUCGCAAACACGCCAGAUCGAAAUCCCAUUCAACUGUGGAUAGCGAAAGACUUUCGAAACAGCAUCGUAAACAGGGGCGUGGUAAACAAGCAAACUAAAUUUUUAAAAAUAAAAACUUUCAAUGCAAAGAACACAAAUAUCUGCAUAUGUUAAGCGUGUAUACAUUAGGUAAAAUUCUCCCUAUUUUUUAUCACACAAAAAUGAAUUUA
Messenger RNA from Glossina fuscipes, 701 nucleotides. RefSeq names its product ras-related protein RabX-like. The coding region runs from base 135 to 590 and encodes 151 amino acids. The record is from RefSeq and is a predicted model, not a curated record. The transcript has 2 exons. NCBI's taxonomy places the organism in Eukaryota, Metazoa, Arthropoda, Insecta, Diptera, Glossinidae.